AUGGAAUAUGUGGUGAAAGCUGUGGGGUUAAUUGGUGGAAGACAGAACGCGAUCUACUAUAUAACCGGCUCCCAGCCGGCACAACGUCAGAAACAGACCAACCUCCAUCAAGGCAGAAUGUACAAGUUAUUGUUGCUUGCGGGUCUGUUUGUGGCAGUGCAAUCAGAUGGCAAGGCACAAUACAAGUUUGAACUAGAAGUGCACGAUCCUCAUGGAGGAGGUGUCCAGACAAGGAAAGAAGAAAGGAAUGGAGAUAGCACACAGGGUGAAUACACCAUCGCCGAAAAAGAUGGUUCGAAAACAAAAGUUCAGUACACAGUUUAUGGUCACCACCAUGGACAUGGUCACCAUGAAGAACAUCAUGAAGGUCAACAUCACGGUGGAGCCCAGUACAACCAAGAAUCUUCUGGAUAUCAUGGAGAGCAAGGCUAUAAGGCAGCCGAGGGCCAUAGUUCUUCCGGAGUAAGUUCAGGUUUGAAUUAUGGAUCUGGUCACCAAUCUUCAGGCUACCAGUCAGGUCAUCUGCCUUCAUUAGGAUCUCAAUCCCAUGGAUAUCAGUCAGGUGCUGGACAGGCUUCUGCUGGAUACCAAUUUGGCCAGGGUUCAUCUGCAGGAGCAUCUCACGGUUACCACUCUAGUCAGAGCUUCAGUUCUCUAGGACACGACUCAAAACUUAAAUAUGGAUCUGAAGGUGGAAAAGCUUACGAAUCUCACGCUAGCUAUGGUGGCUCCGAAGGUUACAAGUCUGGCCAGUCAUUGUCGUCCAUCGGAUCUUCAAGCUACCAUCUAAGUGGUCUCGGUCACGAACAGAGCUCUGUUGGUCUUGGCCAUUAUACAGGAGGAUCACAAUCCCAUUUUGGAUAUGGAUUGGGGCAUGGAUCAGAACAAAAGUAUUCUCACGGAAGUGCUUUGGAAUCAGGUUAUAAGUCUUAUGAAGCAAAUUCUGAUUUAAAGCAACAUAAUUCUUACGGAUCAUCCAGCUACCAAGGUGGUCAUGAAAUUAAGUUAUCUGGAAGUCCCUCAUAUCACGGAGUUGCCGAACAAUAUAAGCACGAAGUUUCCUACAAGAAACCACAAUCAGUUUACUACAAAGAUCAAUCAUCUCCAAAAUACGAAUCAGGAUUUCAUCCAAUUCCAAGCAGCUUAUAUAAAACUGAGUCUGAAGGGAAAUAUCACCAAUAUCAGUCAGGAGCAGCAGAGGCCCAAGGAUAUGCCAGUGGAGGCUACAAAGCUGCAGGCCAGGCUAAAUCAUACCACAAUUUUAUUACCUAUGAAAGCGGCAAAGGUGAUAAUAAACAUUAUCAUCAUGAACCCAGCUACCACCAUGAGCCAACCUACCAUCAACAAAGUUCUUACAAGGGCUCUGGAUCUAAUGAAGGGUCUUAUGGUUCUGUGAGCUCACAUGUCCAGCCUGCCUACCAUUCCUAUCACCAAGCUAGCCAAGCUGGUGGAUACAAAGUAGAAGGAGCAGGUAGCUUUGGAGGCUAUAAAUCAAAGUACCCAGCUCUUCUCGCAGUUCACAAACCAGAAGUCCACGAAGUAAGUGAGUAUGAAUCUUCAGCCUACACCUCAGGAAAAGGAGGAUACCAUUAUUAUGGAGCUUCAGAAAAUAACAACGGCCAAAAAACCGGUUACAGCAGCUUCCAUAAGAUCCCUGAGAGUGGCUAUGGAUCCAAAGGUGGAUAUGCAACUUCCCAUGGUGGUUACAGCUCACCACAAGAAGGAUAUGGUAAGGCUCAAGGUGGAUAUAGUUUGUUGCAUGGAGCAGGUUAUGGUUCAUCACAUGAGGGCUAUGGGUCAUCCAAGGGAGGCUACAGUUCAUCAUCCCAUAUAGCUUAUGGAUCCGGUUCUUCUCAAGAAGGCUCUGGAUAUUCAAAAGGCUAUGGUUCAUCCCAUGGAAGCUUUGAGUCAUCUAAAGGCUAUGGUUCUUCUCUAGGAGGCUCUGGAUAUUCAAAAAGCUAUGGUUCAUCCCAUGGAAGCUUCGAGUUAUCUAAAGGCUAUGGUUCAUCACUAGGAAGCCUAGAGUCUUCAAAAGGCUACGGUUCCACAUAUGGAAGCCUUGAAUCAUCAAAAGGCUACGGUUCCUCAUAUGGAAGCCUUGAAUCAUCAAAAGGAUACGGUUCCUCAUAUGGAAGCCUUGAGUCAUCAAAAGGCUACGGUUCUUCAUAUGGAAGCCUUGAGUCAUCAAAAGGCUACGGAUCAUCAUAUGGAAGCCUUGAGUCCUCAAAAGGCUACGGUUCAUUAUAUGGAAACCUUGAGUCAUCAAAAGGCUAUGGUGAUUCUCAUGGAAGCCUCGAGUCAUCAAAGGGUUACAGCUCAUCCCAAGGCUACAACACCAAGGGUUACAGUUCAGAAUACAGUUCUGGGGAGGCAGCGACAUCAGUCAUUAAGCUGCACACUCAUGGAGCCGAUGUUGAACAGAUCACUAAACAUAUAAUUCCACCAAAAUAUCAUGAUGGGAAAUACUAG
Molecule: messenger RNA, 2469 nt
Organism: Nezara viridula (southern green stink bug)
Lineage: Eukaryota; Metazoa; Arthropoda; Insecta; Hemiptera; Pentatomidae
Source: the annotation of a GenBank genome assembly